AUGAAAACCCCACCCCUUCGCGGCAUCCGCGCACUUGAACUCGCCGAGAUCUGGGCGGGGCCGUUCUGCGGCGUCCUGCUCGGCGACAUGGGCGCGGAGGUCAUCAAGGUCGAAGCCCUUCAGCGCAUCGCCAGAGGUCCCAUCAGUCCCGCGCCCAACACAGCCGGCUACCCCGACUACGACCCCGGCGAGCGCCCCUGGAAUCGACAGGGCAACUUCAACGCCACCAACCGCAACAAGCUCGGCCUGACUCUAGACCUCACUACCGAGCAGGGCGUCAGCGCCUUCAAGGAACUCGUCGCCAUCAGCGACAUCGUUUUCACCAACUACGCCUUCGGCGUAAUGGACAGGCUCGGAUUGGGACAGGAAGUCCUUCGCAGGAUCAAACCUGAUCUCAUCGUCCUCUUCACACCCGGUUACGGCAACACCGGCCCGUACAGGCAGCACCGCAGCAUGGGCAUGGCGAUAGACGCGAUGACCGGCCACUCCGCCCUGCGCGGCUACCCGGACCUCGAUCUCUCGCACAACUCGCUCGUGCAUCACCCCGACGCCGUAGCCGCCGUAACCGCGACAUUCGCAAUCUGCGCCGCCUUGCACCACCGCGCCCGCACCGGACAGGGACAGUUCAUAGACAUGUCGCAGGCGGAAGCUUUUAUGCCCCACCUCGGCGAGACAUUCCUUGAGAAUCAGAUGACCGGCGCACCACGCGAGAGGCGCGGCAACAGCCACCCUCAGAUGGCCCCGCACGGCUAUGAGGAAUGGCAGAGCUUUUGCGAAGUCAUAGGGCAGUCCAACCUCGACACAGACCCGCGCUUCGCAUCCCUUGACGACCGUAUCGCCAACCGCGAAGCCCUCAAUGCCAUCAUCAGCGAAUGGACGGCGCAGCGCGACCGCAACGACAUCGCCGCGCAGCUGCAGGCGCAAGGCAUACCGUCCGCGCCCGUUCUCGGAUGUGGCCCGGACACCUACGAUGACCAGCACCUGCAAGCCCGCAAUUACUUCCAGCUCGUAACCCACCCCGACGCAGGCACCUACCCCAUGAGCGGCCCAGUCUGGAGCACCCUAUCCCACACCGCUCCAGAUAGCUCGCUCGAAGACGCGCCGCGCCUUCCCGACCGCCACGAUCCCGCCCCUGGACUCGGCGAGCACAAUCACUACUUGCUCGGCGACCUGCUAUGCUACGGCGCCGACACCCUGCACGACCUCGAAAGCGCCAGCAUCAUCGGCACGGUGCCCAUCGAAGGCGCAGACAUGGGCGGCGUCCGACGAUUCGCCCGUGAGCGCCAAAGCGGCGCGGCCGCGUCGUAG
Messenger RNA from Geodia barretti, 1308 nucleotides. The record is from the annotation of a GenBank genome assembly. Lineage: Eukaryota; Metazoa; Porifera; Demospongiae; Tetractinellida; Geodiidae.